AUGGGAGAUGGCCCCUCGCCAGAGUGGGAUGCGCAUCCCGCCAACCCGUACUCGUGGCCGAGCCGCAAGAAGUGGUCCGUCAUGUCCACCGCCCUCGUCGUCACCUUCGUCGUCGGCCUCAACGCCACCUCCAUCACCACCGCCUCAGAUGAGCUCUCCGCCGACUUCCACCUCGGCGCCGACAGCAGCAUCGAGUACAACUUCUUCGCCGUCACCGCCUGGAACGCCGCCGCCGCCGCGGUGCCCCUCGCGACACUGCCGCUGAUGGACACCUAUGGCGUGAGAUUGGGGUAUCUGACCUGCCAUGUUCUCUUCACCAUCUUCCUUGCCCCGCAGGCGCUGGCGCCCAACUUCGCCACGCUCGUCGCCUGCCGCGCCGUCGCCGGCGCCGCCGGCGGCACCCUGCAGAACGCGGCCGACGGCAUCGCCGCCAACCUCUUCCCGCACAGCCGCGACCGCACCCUUCCUCUCACCCUCUACGUCUUCUCCCUCGUCUUUGGCGUCACCAUGGGCCCCGUGCUCGGCGCCGUCGUCGAGCCGCUCACCUGGCGCUGGAUAUUCUGGAUCCAGCUCAUUCUCUGCGGCGCCUUGACGCCCGCCGUCUUCCUCUUUCUCAAGGAAACGCGGGGCUCCGUCCUCUACCCGCUAUACUUCCCCUCCUCCGACGCCGCCAGCGCCGAAUCCUCUCCGCCCACCACCACCACCACCACCACCAAGGCGGCUCUCGCAGAACUGCGCACCGCAACCACGCGCUCCUUCCUCCUCCUCACCACCGAGCUCACCGUCGCGCUCUUUACGCUAUGGUCCUCCUUCGCCUUCGGCCUCGUCUUCCUCUCCUCGCAGUCCAUCCCCCUCGUCUUCCUCUCCGCCUUUUCCUGGCCCGCCUACCGCAGCGGCCUCGUCCAAGCCGCCCUCGGCCUCGGCCAGGUCCUCGGGCUCGCCGCGUGCCUUCUCCAGUGCCGCGCGUACGCCCGCGCCCCCGCGCCCGAGACCAUCCUGCACCUCGCCGUGCCCGCGACGCCGAUCGCGCUCGCGGGGGGGUUGUUCGCGUACGGGUGGAGCGUGCACCAACCCCAUUGGAUCGUCGCGGCGGUCGGCCUGGCGCUGGUCGGCUUUGCGAGCAUGGUGGUGGUCAACUCGGCGAGCAUCUACGUGACGGAUGCCUACCCUGCGUUCGCGGCCAGCGCGAUCGCGGCGGUCGCGUUUGGCGAGAACAUGUUUGCUGCGUUUCUGCCGCUGGCCACCAAGCCCAUGUAUGAGCGAUUGGGUUACGAUUGGGCGAGCAGCUUGCUCGGGUUCGUCGGGCUUGCGCUCACCUUUGCGCCGCUUCUGCUACUCUUCAACGGCAAGAAAAUUCGAAGUAAAAGCACAUUUAACCAAUAG
Messenger RNA from Cordyceps fumosorosea ARSEF 2679, 1383 nucleotides. RefSeq names its product multidrug transporter. Bases 1 to 1383 code for a protein of 460 amino acids. Gene Ontology annotation, molecular function: transmembrane transporter activity. Gene Ontology annotation, biological process: transmembrane transport. The record is from RefSeq and is a predicted model, not a curated record. Lineage: Eukaryota; Fungi; Ascomycota; Sordariomycetes; Hypocreales; Cordycipitaceae. The transcript has 3 exons.